UCAUUUUUCUCUUUAGAAUAGAAAAUAUAUAAACUUGUUUCGCGUUAUUCGGCAAAGAUGAAUUUUCUGCUGUUGGUGAUUCUUGCCAUCUCAACUCAUCUGGCGCAAGCCCACCUGAGAUUAACUGCUCAAGAAGAAGAGGCCAACUUUGUGGUUUUUGUGGAAGUCGGGAUGACAGCAAAUCCAACCUUGGCUGAGGGCGAUGGAGACUAUUUCACAGCAUAUCUUGGGGUUCUCCUGUCACUCAAGUAUUGCAUAGUGCAGUCCUACCUCCAAUGGCUGGAGGACAACGACUACAUUCCCGUCUGUGAACUUUGCAAAAAAGGAUUGAACGCUGCUGGAUGCAUCCGUCUCAUUUGCUAUCACGUUUUCCAUCAGCAUUGUUUGCAUGAAAUGGGGAAGCAGGUGACUGCGAAGGAAGGAACGCCGAGUGAAGCCAGUUUCUGUUGUCCGACUUGUGGGAAGAGCUUGUUUCCCCCGACGAACAUGGUUUCGCCGGUUGCUGACAACCUGAAAGAUGUCCUGAUGAAAGCCAAUUGGGCCCGGAAUAUCAUGGGACUUCCAGAGUUGGCGGAUGUGGGAGAUUCCGGAAUGACCUUUUCGCGUCCAGAGCCUCUAGGAUCUCCGAGUAUAAACGAAGAUGUGGAGACGCAUGGCGGCAAGCAGAGAUUCAGUGCGCAUUCCGUUGCUUCUUCGGGCGUGGAGAAGCCUCAGCACCAUCGCGAACCUUUACAUGCAGGCGCAUCAGUUCGGAGACAAGUUGAUGUGGACAGUGGCUCUGCGGGACAUUCCAGGACUGUGAAUAUGUACGAGGACGAAGUGGCGGAUAAAUACAAGUUUAGAAGACCGAGAUUCGAAUCGAUUUUGAGAUGGUGGUCUGAUCUAGUGCGACCAUCGCCGAGAUUGAUGCGGAAUCCGAAUUACCGAACCCGACGGAUCGUAACGUUUGUGAUCAUGGGCGCCCUGGCCCUGUUUCUGCUCCUCACGGCCAUGUCGUGGCUGGGCGGUGUUCCCGACGACGACCCCGCCUUUGACGAGCACAACAACCCCUAUGUUCACACGGAGUAAAUUCAAUUGCCCUCCCUCCUCUGAAGGGUAUAUAUUCUCGAAGCUGUGGCUGAACGGGGGUUUAAAAAAAACAGAAUGAACAUUGUGAGAGGGGGGUGGUCUCUCUCUCUCUCUCGCAAAAUCUUGGAGUGUCGGGAUUUAGGUUUAGCAUUUUUCUUUCUGUCCUUUUGCGUGGAUUUUUUUUUUUUUUUGAGAGUUUGGCGGCGAUUUGAAUGUGUCGCCGGCAGGCGUAUCAACCGACUCCCUGCGCGACAUGAAGGGGUAUUUUCAAAAGUUUGGAGGAUUGAUCACGAAAUUUAAAUCCGGUCGUUUUCAGCAAAGGGGUUUAUUUUGUAUCCAAGCUUCUUCAUCAUUUCCAGCUUCGUUCUAUUGUUUCCCAACCACAUAUAACAAAAAUCCGACGCACUUCUAAAAAUAAUGUGAUCCUGUCCGUCGUUUUUUUUUUUCUUUUUAAGAUAACCGAUGAACCUCUGCAGAGUUACACAAAAAAAAGAACGGCAAGUUUUUAAGUUGAAAUUCGUCUGCAAGCUUAUUUUAAUUUUGGCGUUUUUUUGCGUAGGCGGAUCUUCAAGUCCCUUUUUGGUGUAUGUAAAAGAUCAUAAACUGCGUUAUUUUUGGGCUUCCCGUGAAAUUCCCCAGGUACAUUACUGAACUGCGUUUUAAUUUUGAUUGAGUCAGUCCCCAAGGGGGGAGACACCAGACCCCUGGUAUAUAUGGUCAGUCUGA
Messenger RNA from Notodromas monacha, 1794 nucleotides. The record is from the annotation of a GenBank genome assembly. NCBI's taxonomy places the organism in Eukaryota, Metazoa, Arthropoda, Ostracoda, Podocopida, Cyprididae.